UCCAGUCUAAGGCCUAGGCGAGGAGUCGUCACCAGGGGCUCAGUGGGCGAGGCUGUGUGGUUUACAGUGUGCAGAGUUCAGGCAGAAGAGACCAGGGUGAGCGAUCACAACGCCCAAGAGGGAAUUGAGAACCUCUCUGACAGGCUUCUCCUUCAUCUGCCCUUGAGCACGGGGUCCUCCCAGGCUGGGGCGGAGGGGGGCGGCAGCGGUGGGGAGCAGCGUGACCUUGAGUGGGCACGUCUGCAUCUGGAAUGCUGCGGAAAUCCGCGUCUUUCUUGGGUUGGCCAGGAAGGGAUCAGGUUACCUUCUGGUCUGUCAACGGAGGGGCUCCCCGUCGGGAUAGUCAGCCUAGGACUGACUGAGGGGCCCCAGCCGGUCUUCGGUCGGGGAGUGGGAGGGGUGCCGAGCAGAGCUGGGAAGCUCCGGGGGACCCACGGGAGGAAAGAGGCCCGGAAGAGGGGCUGGUGGGACAGGCUGCAGCCGGGACAGCGUGCGGUGGUGGAGAGCGAAGCCGCGAAGCUGGGGCUGAGGCGAAGAAACACGCGGGACCGAGACCCGUGACCCUCGGCGGCGGCGGGACGGCGGGUGGGUCUCUCCUCUAGGGCGCCACGGGGACGUGCGCGCGCCCUCGGCCUCGCGCCCCGCCCUCCCGUCCUCCCCGCGCCGCCUCCCAGCGCCAUUCCCGGAGUCCCCUCGUCCCGGCCAUGGAGGGUCUGGUGCUGCGCCCGGCCAAGUGCUACCGGGUGGUGCUGCUCGGCAGCGUAGCGGUGGGCAAGACGGCGCUGGCCACGCAGUUCGCGUGCGGCCGCUUCCCCGAGCGCUGCGAGCCGUCGGUGGAGGAGCUGUUCAGCAAGGUGAUCGAGGUGAACCGUGUUCCCGCGCUGCUGGAGAUUGUGGACACGGUGGGCGCCGAGCACCUGGUCACCCUCAAGGACCUGUACAUCAGGAACAGCGACGGCUUCGUGGUGCUCUACAGCGUGUGCAGCGAGGCCUCGUUCCAGGCCGUGCGGCCGCUGCGCGAGCGCAUGGGCCGACUGCGGGGCUCGCGCGCCGUCCCGCUGGUGCUGGUGGGCACCAAGGCCGACCUGGACGCCGAGCGCCAGGUGCUGACGGCGCAGGGCCGCGCGCUGGCCCGAGAGUGGCGAUGCCCCUUCCUGGAGGUCACGGCCAAGAGCAAGAUGAUGGUGGACCGCGUGUUCACGCAGGUGGUACGCGAGAUGGAGGCCCUGGCCCCGCCGGUGCAGGAGGCUCCCCGCAUCCCUAACGUCCUGGAGAUGUGGCCGGCCGAGAGGUUCAUUGGCUAGUGCGUUGUUGUCGGCCGGUUCAGAGCCUUUUCCAAGAAAGUUACCGAACCGUAAACAAGGGGCUGCUUCUAUAUUUUCAUCCCAAAAGGUGCUUCAAUCUGCCUACGUGUCUUUCUUCAAUGUUUGGCAAAAACUUUUGCAACUCCCCCCUCCUCCCCUCGUUGACCGCCGACGGUGCUAUAAGAAGAAACCAAAAAUGGCAUCUUUCUGUAAAGAGAAUUUACGGCCGUUCUUCAGUCAGCUUGUUUCUGAACUCCCCCACCCCACCCCCACCCCCGUCUAAUUUUUGUAAAUAGCAACUUGUGAGCUUUGGAUUGGUUGGAAGUCUGCACUAAAGUCAGGUUUUCUUCAGUUGCAGGAGGUUUUCACUCUCCUUUUUACAGCCUUGAAUCCAACAGUAAGAUUUUCCUCAACAUGAAUUCCUAAAUAUAGCUAUGACUUAUGCCGGGUUGGUUUGAAAGGGGAUACUGUAUGGGGGACAACUGUGCCCACACACAAAGAUAGCUCAGCCCUGCCUUGUAAUUGACAUUUAGUUGGUUUCUACGUCCCUACAUUGGAAAUAAAAUUAGAAGUUGGUAAUUUUUAA
This is a messenger RNA of Myodes glareolus (Bank vole), 1890 nucleotides long. RefSeq names its product ras-related protein Rap-2a-like. Gene Ontology annotation, biological process: signal transduction. NCBI's taxonomy places the organism in Eukaryota, Metazoa, Chordata, Mammalia, Rodentia, Cricetidae. Gene Ontology annotation, cellular component: membrane. Gene Ontology annotation, molecular function: GTPase activity; GTP binding. The record is from RefSeq and is a predicted model, not a curated record.